AUUACCUUUUAUGGAAAUAAAGUAGAUACCCUAAUUGACUUAACACAGGAAAUGUAUGGUAGCAUGAAAUGUGUGGAGUUGUGGAAAAUUGAGUUUGAAUGUAUUUAGCCUAGGUGCAUGUAAACUUUUGGCCUCAGCUGUAGAUCUUAUACCAUCCAGAUUAAUUCAAACUCACCUGCUCCAGGUCCGUAUUAUUAGCUGAGUCAUUGUGACUCGUGGAUUUCAGUUUCAGGUUAGCUGAAAAUAGUUUCAUCAUGGCUCAUUAUAUUUUUCUACCCACAAAGGACAGUUUUAUUCUAACCGCGCUCUUUACCACUGAUGAAAAAUUAAUUUAAAAAAUCGAAUGAUUUUUUUUUUCGUCCUUGUUGCAAGCUGAAACCGAUAAAUUCACAUCAGGUUGCCCCCUACAGAUAAAAAAAACUAUUGUUUAUUUACAUCAUCCAAAUGUACGCCUGUACAGUUUAUUAUGUAUAGAAUCCUGUCCUGUUUAUUUCUAAACUGUUGAAUUCAAUGUUUUGUGCUGUCUUCAUUUUAAUUUACGGUAAAUAUUUGAUCUGAGAAAUUGCCGAUCCCCUUUAAAUUAGUCUACGAAAUAGGUGAUUUCCUCUAUCAAAAAAAAAAAACCGUUCCGAAAUUCCGCCUCGACCGAACUCCACCUUGAACAGCAGGUAAAUCCUAGAGCGUAGGCUAUUCUCCACGCCUAUUUAAACAAGCUCUCCUUUUAGGAAAUCCAGCAUCUUACUGAGACUCAUUCCGCUUCGUGUUACUUAGUCCUCUCGUGGAAGAUGAAGAUGUAUACAUUACUCUGUAUCGCCUGCAUUAUAUGGACUGUGGAUUCCUAUGGCAAUGGCAUGGUUCCGGAAAGCUGUACAGAUAUGGUACCCAGGCAUCCCGGCAACGCUCAGACAACCUCAAGUCCCUACACUGUAACUUCUAACAUGACCAGCUACAAAGCAGGAGAUGCGAUUAAAGUGACUCUACAGGCAAGCUCUACAGCCUUCAUUGGUUUCAUGCUACAGGCUCGUGAAGUUGGUGGAAGUGUGCCUGUUGGAUCUUUCACUAUAACAAAUACGGGCACCCAACGUUUAAACUGCAACGGAGUAUCUAAUUCAGCAGUCACUCAUACCUCAGCUGCAAGUAAGACAAACGUCCAGGCAUUGUGGACAGCGCCAUCAUCUGGAAGUCUCAAAGACAUUGAAUUCAGGGCAACUUUUGUUCAAAGAACUAAUACCUACUGGGUUCAAGUUAAAAGUUCAAAAGUUAUUUUCAGUGGACAGCCUGGUCCUAACCCCACUGCUGUUGUUCAACCAUCAACUUCCGUGGGCGUAUCCAGUUCUGGCUGUGGGAGCACUAAAGUCUGCUUCAGUGAACCCAGUGGCUGUGACCCUGCUGCAGACGCCAACUGUCACUUUAUGGCUGUGUCCACAUCACCUGCAGCUUCAACCAUGCAGUUGGAAUUGUCUGGCCCCUCAGAUGGCUACAUCGCUACUGGCUUUUCAGAUGAUCAAGAGAUGGGAAAUGAUGAUAUUUACAUCUGUGGUUUAAACAGUAACAGUGCUGUUCAAGUGCAACAUGCCUAUUCUACAGGAAGAAGUGCCCCGGAAAUAUUAAGCCUGGAAAAUGUCACUGACAUUAAGACCUCUGUCCUCAAUGGGAUUAUUAGCUGUUCUUUCACUUCUCAAAACCCCAUCAAGACUCAGCGAAGUUUGUCGAGUUCCCCGUACUACCUCAUGUUUGUUUAUGGACCUUCUAAUAAUGGUCAAAUUCAAAUCCACACUGAGACAUAUGUCAGUGGAAAGAGUUUAGAUAUUACAAGUCCUCAAACAGUCAGCCCAUCUCUCCCCAGCAUUAUUAAAGCGCAUGGGGCUCUGAUGCUCAUCGCCUGGAUGACUACAGGUAGCCUUGGCAUGCUCAUUGCCAGGUAUAUGAAGUCAGCCACUAGAGGCACCACCUGUUGUAAUAAAGACCUUUGGUUUUUGGCCCAUGUGUUCCUCAUGGCCCUCUCUGUAGCUGCGACCAUCAUCGCCUUCAUCUUGAUAUUCUCAUACGCUGGGGACUGGGCCGGAGGUGCACAUCCCGUUCUAGGCUGUUUGGUAAUGAUUCUGGCUUUCGUCCAACCCUUCGCUGCUCUAUUUCGCUGCACGCCAGACCAUAAAUGGAGGUACAUUUUCAAUUGGACACAUGCUUUGAAUGCUCUGACAAUUAAAGUCCUAGCAGUGGGUGCAAUAUUCACUGGUCUGGCACUCAUUGACACCACAGCGGACAUGUGGAUCCAGAAGGUGAUGGGGGGUUUUGUUGGCUGGGAGGUCUUGCUAUUUAUACUCCAACAUGCAAACUUCAAGCGCAGUCAGAAUGAUGGCGAGAGGGCUUCACAAGUGGUGAAGGUGGAAGUGGGGCUUCUGAUCCUGUUCUUGAUUGGGAAUCUGGUCUUUUUGGUGGCCAUUCUCGUUGGUAUUGGAAUGUCGUAAUGACUCAUGGAGAAUGGACCAUGAACCGUAUCAGUGGAAAAUGCACUGCUUUGUAAACAUCCGCAACUACAUAUAUCUGAUUACUUUUAUUAUAAUAUAGGUCUGUGUGAAUUACAGCUGUAUAAUGCUAACAAAGCCAAGAGGAAAUGACUCCAAAAUUUUACACCUUUACGUGGCAAAAACAUAUUAAUUUCCUGUUAAGGUAAUUGUAAUGCAAUGUGCAUAAUAUACACAUGGCACAGCUCAGGAUGACUUCAGUUACAUUACAUUACAUUACAGGAAUUUGGCAGACGCUCUUAUCCAGAGCGACGUACAACAAAGUGUAUAGUUCCCUAGUGCCAGAAUGAAAUGCAAUGGUAACACACAUCCCAGUCACAAACAGAGAUUUACCUUAGCUCCCGCUGGUUUUCUUCUGUUGUGACCUUUGUGUUUAUGGCGCAGACUCAUACUUUGUGUGUCUGAUAUCUCCUGUGAUCGAGAUAUCCUGCCAAGCCCUCCCAUAACUAUAGUCUAUAAAGCACCUCCAUGGUAUCGGUUGCCACUUUGCAUAUGUUUGUUUCAUGUACAUAUGAUUAAACUCAUAUUACUUGUGAGUGAAAUGAUGUACAAAGUUACCUGGGAUAUUGAUGCUAUUGCUGCUGCUGUUUCUGCUGCUGCUACUGUUGUUUUUGUUUUUUCAUUGGUUGGAGAGGAUGAUGGUUUUUUAUUUUAUUUUAUUUUUUUGUAAUAUAUAAGGUAUUAAAGCUAAAAAAAAAUUCAUAACUGCAAAUAAUGAAAUUAUUAAUACAUACUAUUGUAUGAUUCCAAAGAUUUAGUCUCAGAUCCUACUCAUUAGGCAUAGGAUAGACUUUUGUAUUAGUUCAACAUUGUAAUCCGUGUGAGCUGUGCUAAAUGAAGUAUUCAUUUUAUAAUUUUGAUGAUAAAAAAUGAUACAUUUUAUUCUGCACAAAUAGAAAACUAAAACAUUUGAAA
Anguilla rostrata (American eel) is the source of this 3440-nucleotide messenger RNA. Its product is annotated as putative ferric-chelate reductase 1. The transcript is spliced from 16 exons. The record is from RefSeq and is a predicted model, not a curated record. Gene Ontology annotation, cellular component: membrane. NCBI's taxonomy places the organism in Eukaryota, Metazoa, Chordata, Actinopteri, Anguilliformes, Anguillidae. The coding region runs from base 786 to 2468 and encodes 560 amino acids.